GAAAGGCGGAAGAGGAAGGGAGUGUUAUGGUAGUCAGGUGCAUCGCACAAGUGGUCCCGGCAUAGUCUUUUAUUCGUGUAUUGGCAAAUGAACGGCUUCUCCAGCAUGAUUGAACUAUCAGAAAAAGACAAACCUAUUGCUCAGAUGCUACUGAAUUUUGGAGCAUGCCCACGAUGCAUUUUCAGGUUCUGCCGUGUGGAACUACAGGCUCCAUACAGACGUCCUGAGAAGGAGUUGCUUUGUGAACUACGCACAUUCCUGCAGAGCAAUAGCAACGAGAGUGAAUCAUCUUGUGAAACGGUCCAGCCGCCAUGUAAAAGAAUUAGACUUGAGAGCCGCAAAGAAGAAGCUGAAGAACAGACCGCAAAUGGGAGCCAUCAGCUGACUGAUGCAGAAAACGAUGGAAAUGCGACUGAUGAUAAUUUAAGGCCUCCUCCUGUUUGCACCGUGUGCUUGGGAAUUCUGCAGGAGCUCUGUGAGAUGGAUUUUGUCAAAGCAGUCUGCCAGAAGAUCAAUUCUUCUGAAUAUCAGUUUUCCAGCUUUGUGUUCUCCGUGUCUUUCCCUCCGCAGCUUUCUGUCCGAGAGCAUGCCGCAUGGCUGCUGGUAAAAGAGGAAAUAGGGAAGCAGGACCUUUUAGUGGAAAAAGACGACCUUGUUCAGUUGAAGGAAGCAUACAAAUGGAUUAUCCACCCCCUGUUCUUGGAGGAGCUGGGGGUUCCUCCUGCUGAUGGAAAAAGCCUGUUUGAAGUGAGUGUGGUGUUUGCCCAUCCCGAAACAGAUGAGGACUGCCACUUCCUUGCCACAGCAUGUCCAAGUUGCUUCAAAUCAGCAAAAAACAAACAGUCCAUCUUCACCAGAAUGGCCGUUGUUAAGGCUUUGGAGUUGAUAGAUGAUGAUGAUUUUCUUAAGAACUUUCAAAGCCCUCCAAGUUCACCUAAGACUCCUUGCACAGCUGUUGACAUUCAGUGUACAAAUGGUGCAAUCUUUGUGGCUGGAAGAUAUAACAAAUACUCAAGAACAUUACCUCAGACGCCCUGGAUUAUAGAUGGCGAAAGGAAGAUGGAGUCUUCUGUGGAAGAGCUGAUCUCAGAGCAUCUGAUGACCACUUUCAAAGCAGACAGUUUUAACUUUUCAUCCUCUGGAAGAGAAGAUGUGGAUGUGAGAACACUGGGCAAUGGAAGGCCCUUUGCGAUUGAGCUGGUGAAUCCUCGGAGAGUGCAUUUGACUGCAGAGGAAAUGAGGGCACUUCAGCAGACAAUUAAUAACUCAUCAGACAAAGUCCAGGUUCAUGAUUUACAAAUUGUAACCAGAGAGGCAAUUGGGCAUAUGAAGGAAGGGGAGGAAGGCAAGACCAAAAGCUACAAUGCCUUAAUAUGGACAGAAAAGGAGAUACGGAAUGAAGAUGUAGCAGUUCUGGACAGUAUGAAGGAAUUAAAGCUUGAUCAAAAAACUCCCCUUCGGGUCCUUCACCGGCGACCUCUAGCUGUCCGGGUUCGCGUCAUCCACACAAUGCAAUCAGAGUAUAUAGAUGAGCAUCAUUUCCGGCUACGUCUAAAGUCGCAGGCAGGGACUUACAUCAAAGAGUUUGUGCAUGGAGACUUUGGAAGGACUAAGCCCAACAUUGGCUCCUUGUUAGGGACGACUGCUGACAUCUUGGAGCUGGAUGUAGAAUCGGUGGAUACUGAUUGGCCUCCUGCUUUGGACAAUUAAUGAAUGAUUAAUUUUCAAGAUGGGAAAGUGAAGAGCUGUCGUCCCACCAGCUGCUGGUUAGAGCACAACCAACCCUAUUUUGUGAGCCACUGGCUUCGCUGACUAAUUGUUAAUACAUUUUAGAUCAUGUUGAUCUGCCAAAGCUUUUUUUAAAAUUAUAAAUGGUUAUUUUUAAUUGGCUUUAAAAAUUCAGGAUGAAUGGUAAUUUGGAUUUAGAGCCUCCUUCCAAAAGAGAAAGGUGUCAUUCUUACAUGAAUGAAGAGGUAGGAUACAGCCCAAAGUAAAUGUAGACUUGUCUAGUGCUGGAUCACUUCUCAAGAUAAAUGUUUCAUAUGAAAGGAUGAGAAAGGGAAGAUCUGGAAAUCAGAUGUUUCAUAGGCAAAAAUGUACCACUCAUUGAGAAAUACCACACAUACCUUUCCUCACAAGGCCUUGGCAACCUUGGUAGGAAAAAGGAGAAACUUCUCUCCAUCCAGUAAAAUAAAAGCUUUUUUUUUUAAAAAAAAAAUCUGUUUCCUGUGUCUGCAGCACUUAAAGCAACAGCCUAAUCGUAGCAUAUUUUUUUUACAUUGAACUGCAUCAUCACCUCCUGCCAUAUUGCAGGUAUAAGGACUAUUAUACUCCAAAAAUGCAAAUGAGGUGUUUGCAGGAUGAUUCCUUGGAGUAACCGUAGCAAGUCUGUGCCAGGGAGCCGUAGCACAACAGCUGCAGACUUGAUCCCAGUGUUUGGAAUUAUUUACAAUGCAGACUGGUUGGACAGCUUUGCGGAUUUGCAUGCAUUCCCUGCUUUGACCUGUAUGCUGAACCUGUGCAGGAGUUUCACUGUGUUCAGUGGAGCUUAUGCACAGGUAAGUGUACGCACUCCAUAUAGCCUUAUCUCCCAUUAAACGAAGAAGAAAGCUGUAUGCACUGUAUUUGGAGGUCUUUUAAUCAUGAUGGAGCUAUUUGUAUCAUAUGGCUUCUGGAGGAGGCCAUAAUAUGAACAUGACAAACUUGUUGUCAAGGGGGCCCCUUUAGAGUUGUUUGACUGUGAUGUGGUGUUUAAUGCCCCCAAAAUAAUGGGGGAUCAUGUGAAACUACAUAGGAAAUUGCAAAUUUUUGUCACAACUUGUUACCAAAAAACC
Messenger RNA from Gekko japonicus, 2834 nucleotides. It is a transcript of the gene PUS10, whose product is annotated as pseudouridylate synthase 10. The transcript has 18 exons. Gene Ontology annotation, molecular function: pseudouridine synthase activity; RNA binding. Gene Ontology annotation, biological process: tRNA pseudouridine synthesis. Bases 88 to 1710 code for a protein of 540 amino acids. The record is from RefSeq and is a predicted model, not a curated record. NCBI's taxonomy places the organism in Eukaryota, Metazoa, Chordata, Lepidosauria, Squamata, Gekkonidae.